Molecule: messenger RNA, 720 nt
Organism: Pleurotus ostreatus (oyster mushroom)
Lineage: Eukaryota; Fungi; Basidiomycota; Agaricomycetes; Agaricales; Pleurotaceae
Exons: 5
Coding region: 1-720 (239 amino acids)
Cellular component (GO): cytoplasm
Molecular function (GO): glutathione transferase activity
Source: RefSeq, a predicted model, not a curated record
AUGCCAGAGACAUUGACCUUGUACACAGCCAAGAUCUGCCCGUACGCUCACAGAACGGAGUUGGCGCUUGAGGAGGCUCACGCCGAUUAUACUCGAUAUGAAAUCGAUCUCUCCAACAAACCGGAGUGGUACGCUCCUCGAGUGAACCCAGCUAGCAAGGUUCCAGCCAUCGCCUAUGGGGGUCCCAAGACCGCCCCCGAUCAACCAUCCCCUGAAUCCGAAAAGAUUGCGGAAUCUCUCGUCCUGCUCGAAUUCAUCGCCGACCUUUACCCCGACUCCAACCUUCUCCCCAAGGACCCCGUCCUCCGUGCCAAGGCACGAUUCUUCAUCGAUGCCUUCUCGACUAAGGUGUCUCCUUUCUACAUGGCAUUCGUCGCCCGCGGAGAACCGUUCGAAAACUUACUAAAGGGUAUCGAAGCCCUGCAAAGCCUACUUCCUCCUGAAGACAAGGGGCCGUUCGCCCUGGGAAGCCAGUUCUCUAUCGCAGAUGCUGCCGUUCUGCCAUUCAUCGCUCGGUUGUACGUCAUACUGAAAAAUGACAUCGGCGGGUUCGCCAAGGGGGUCGGCCCCGCGAGCUUCAAGAUCCUCCAGGAGGAUGAGAAAUAUAAGCGAUUCAAGUCGUAUGUCGAAGCGUUGUUCGAGAGGGAAAGCUUCAAGAAGACGUUCCAUGAGGAUGUCAUCGCCGAGGUGUACCAGAAAAGAUUUGGGAGACAAGAGUAG